CACACACACACGGAAAUUGAAAGUAUUUCACCUGUCGCCAUUUUAAGCAGGUAAAAUACGAUGCGUAAAAACAGAGCAUCAAAGUGUUUAAGAGAAACGUUUAUCAAGGUUUAAGCAGGAAUUUCUGUGUAUCUUUAUGACGUUAAAGCUGGAGGAUUUGAGAAGCUGUAUCUUGUAAAAGUUUGAUCAAGAGUCAGUGGAGGAGAUCAAACUCAUCAGAUUCUCCUGCAGCUUCAUCAUGGCUGAUUCACAAGGAUCCAGAGGUGGAGAUUUUUUUUCAGCAUGCAGUUCAGUCCAGCAGAAGAGAUCAAACCCAGAGUCCAGCUGUGUGUCUGUGAAGAGUAACUGGUCUAUGGAUGAGCCAAUAGUGUUUAAGAGUGAAGACACACGGCCUGAUCUCAGGUCAAGUCUUCUAUCCAGACCAAUUAAAAUCAAAACUGUGUUUACGCCCGUGAUUCAACCACAAGACUUUAAUGAAAGAAUGAAUCCUGGUUUCAGCCAUGACUCUAAACCUGCUGAAGUCCUCAACACAUUGAGAUCAAAUCUGAGAAAGAACUUUGAGUGUUUGUAUGAGGGAAUAUCAAAGCAGGGAAACCCAACACUCCUGAAUGAGAUCUACACAGAGCUCUACAUCACAGAGAGUGAAAGUGGAGAGAUCAAUAAUGAGCAUGAGGUGAGACAGAUUGAGACACAGUCCAGGAGAGCAGCAACAGAGGACACACCGAUCAAAUGCAGUGACAUCUUUAGACCUUUACCUGGACAAGACAAACCCAUCAGAACUGUGCUGACAAAGGGAGUCGCUGGCAUUGGAAAAACAGUCUCUGUGCAGAAGUUCAUCCUGGACUGGGCUGAAGGGAAAGAGAAUCAGGACGUCCAGCUCAUAUUUCCACUUCCUUUCAGAGAGCUCAACUUGAUGAAGGACAAAACACUCAGUCUUUCAGAUCUUCUUCAUGUCUUUUUCCCUGAAACAAAAGAAAUGGAAAUAUCCAGUGACAAAUAUAAAGUGUUGUUCAUCUUUGAUGGUCUGGAUGAGUGUCGUCUGUCUCUGGAUUUUCAGAGCAAUGUGAGGUUGUGUGAUGUGACUGAAUCAGCCUCAGUGGACGUGCUGCUGAUGAACCUCAUUGUGGGGAAUCUGCUUCCCUCUGCUCUCAUCUGGAUCACCUCCAGACCAGCAGCAGCUGAUCUCGUCCCCUCUGAGCGUGUCCAUCGAGUGACAGAGGUACGAGGCUUCAGUGACCCACAGAAGGAGGAAUACUUCAGGAAGAGAAUCAGUGAUCAGAGUCUGGCCGACAGGAUCAUCUCACACCUGAAGUCAUCAAGGAGCCUCUUUAUUAUGUGUCAAAUCCCAGUGUUCUGCUGGAUCUCAGCCACUGUUCUAGAGAAGAUGUUGAGUGAAGCAGAGAGUGGAGAGAUUCCCAAGACUCUCACUCAAAUGUACACACACUUCCUGAUCAUUCAGACCAACAUCAAACAUGAGAAGGACUAUGAGAAGAACGUGACAGAUGAAGACGUGAUCAUCAAACUGGGUAAAGUGGCUUUUCAGCAGCUUGUGAAAGGAAACCUGAUCUUCUAUGAGGAAGACCUGAGAGAGUAUGGCAUUGAUGUGACAGAAGCAUCAGUGUACUCAGGAUUGUGCACUCAGAUCUUCAGAGAGGAGUUGGGCUUGUAUCAGGGGAAAGUCUUCUGCUUUGUUCAUCUGAGCAUUCAGGAACAUCUAGCAGCUCUGUAUGUGCACCUCUUUUUUAUACAGAACGGUUCACAGUUUUUCUCUUGUGUGUUUUCUGACCUCUCAAUGUUUUUCACAUAUACUUUAUCUGACUUACAUCAGAAGGCUGUGAAUGAGGCUCUACAGAGUCAAAAUGGACAUCUGGAUCUUUUCCUGCGGUUUCUUCUGGGUCUGUCAGUGGAGUCUAAUCAGAUUCUCCUACAAGGACUAAUGAACCAGACAAGAAGCAGAUCAGACAGCAAUGAGGAAACCAUUGAGUUCAUCAAGAUGAAGAUCAGCACCAUUGACUCUCCAGAGAAAUCCAUCAAUCUGUUCCACUGUCUGAAUGAACUGGGUGAUCAUUCACUAGUGGAGGAAAUACAACAGUAUCUGAAAUCUGGAAGAAUAAAGGGAGCUAAACUCUCUUCAUCUCAGUGGUCAGCUGUAGUGUUUGUGUUGUUGACAUCAGAAAAGAUGCUGGAUGUGUUUGAUAUUAAUAAUUUUGUUGAAAAACACAAUAAAACUGAAAAACUAAAGGUUUUUCAGAAGCUGCUGCCCGUGAUGAAAGAAUCCAGAUCAGUUCAUUUGAGUGAUUGUAAUAUCACAGAUGAAGGUUGUGCUGCUCUGACUUCAGCUCUGAGAUCAAACCCCUCACACCUGAGAGAACUGAAUCUGUCUAGGAAUAAAAUAGGAAAAUCAGUGAAUCUGCUGUCUGAUGUACUACAGGAUCCUCACUGUAAACUGGAGAAACUGUGGUUGAGGAAGUGUGGCAUCACAGAUGAAGGUUGUGCUGCUCUGACUUCAGCUCUGAGAUCAAACCCCUCACACCUGAGAGAUCUGAAUCUGUCUAGGAAUAAACUAGGAAAUUCAGGAGUCACGCUGCUGUCUGCUGUACUGGAGGAUUCUCACUGUAAACUGGAGAUACUGUGGUUGAGUGACUGUGGCGUCACAGAUGAAGGUUGUGCUGCUCUGACUUCAGCUCUGAGAUCAAACCCCUCACACCUGAGAGAUCUGAAUCUGUCUAGGAAUAAACUAGGACAAUCAGGAAAGAAGAUGCUCUCUGAUCUGAAGGAUGAUCCACAUUAUAAACUGGAUACAUUAUACUAUUGACUCUCAGUAUUUAGACGUCAGUUCAGUUUCCUCAGGAUCAGCUGAUGGUGAAUAAGGAGCCGCUACAGAGAUGAAGACACAGAGACACACAGCGAUCACACUGAUGUGUGUGCUUGAAUUUUAUAGUAAUGCUCAUGAAAAUGAGUGCUGAAAAUAGCAACUUUUUUAUUGUUUCAAAUUUGUUAGAUAUUGAUUAUAAUGUAGAUGGUGUAACACUCAAAAUACACAGCAAACGAUUAAAGCAAAGUAAAAAAAAACAAGUCAUAGACAGAUUUAUUGUGCAAUACAGACAGUGUUGGGAAAAGUUUUUACAAGUUUUAUUAAAGAAUCUGACUACAGAAGAGACAGAUGUUGUAAAUUUGUCUACCAGCAGAGGGUAAAAAAUAUUAUGCAAAUAAUUUUACUGAACAUUUAUUUCUGUAAAAUAUUUGUAUUAUUUAUCUAUUUUUUAUGUGAUGAGCUAUUAAAGUUUCCAUCAAAAUCUUUA
Messenger RNA from Ctenopharyngodon idella (grass carp), 3302 nucleotides. RefSeq names its product NACHT, LRR and PYD domains-containing protein 3-like. The record is from RefSeq and is a predicted model, not a curated record. Gene Ontology annotation, molecular function: protein binding. NCBI's taxonomy places the organism in Eukaryota, Metazoa, Chordata, Actinopteri, Cypriniformes, Xenocyprididae. The transcript is spliced from 9 exons. Bases 239 to 2815 code for a protein of 858 amino acids.